AAAGCCGCGUUUAUAAGUAAGAAAUAAAACGUACUGAACGUUUUUUCUUUCAUGAAAACGAACAUUCGAUGAUGGCCGCGCGUUUGUGUGUGUACGUUUUCGUGAUAUACGCGACUUUACAGAAUGUCACAGGAAAGCCAUUCUUCGGUGUCGGUUUCUGGUGCGAUUUGUUCUGCGACGAGGAUUACUCUUCGACAUCCAGUUCUGACGAUUACGAUUACUGUGACGACUGCACUCCCCGGAGACGGACGACCACCACAGUAUCUCCUGCCCCAGCACUUAUGCUCCCAAAUUUGAUGCUAUCAGCCCAAAAUGGGCUUAAUAUGACAAUAUCACAAGUGAGUGGAGCAUAUCAGGUCAGCAUGAUUCCGUUCGUUUCGCAAUCGGGGGCCACGAUGGGAACAGCUGCUGGAGCUGCUCAGCCGGUUCCAGCUGCAACGAAUCCCGAGCCAGCUGUGGCGGCUCCGCCCGCACCGGCACCUGCAGCGGCGGCACCUGCAGCAGCAGCACCUGCGGCGGCGGCACCUGCAGCGGCGGCACCUGCAGCGGCGGCACCUGCAGCAGCGGCACCUGCAGCGGAAACUCCAGCUCCAGCGGCUGCAGGAGCACCAGCGGCUGCAGGAGCACCAGCUGCCGCAGCGACUCCAGCUCCGGCGGCGGCGGCGCCGGCUGCUGCGACGCCUGCACCGGGAAAAUAAAUUUAAUCUUGUGUGAUUUUUAUAUUUAUUUUUUAUAAAUACUUGAAAGCGAUUAUACACAUGAUAUAGUAAUAAAU
Molecule: messenger RNA, 775 nt
Organism: Bombyx mandarina (wild silkworm)
Lineage: Eukaryota; Metazoa; Arthropoda; Insecta; Lepidoptera; Bombycidae
Source: RefSeq, a predicted model, not a curated record